This is a messenger RNA of Verticillium alfalfae VaMs.102, 1608 nucleotides long. RefSeq names its product intermediate filament protein. Lineage: Eukaryota; Fungi; Ascomycota; Sordariomycetes; Glomerellales; Plectosphaerellaceae. The record is from RefSeq and is a predicted model, not a curated record. The transcript has 2 exons. Bases 1 to 1527 code for a protein of 508 amino acids. Gene Ontology annotation, cellular component: intracellular membrane-bounded organelle. Gene Ontology annotation, molecular function: phosphatidylinositol binding.
AUGGCUCUCUCAAAAAGAGACCUAAUCCUCUCCGGCUUCGCAUGCUUUGUCGGUUGGGGAUACGUCGUUAGCUGGGCUCCCGCGCUACGAUGGUCAGGUUACGCCUAUUUCAGCGGCAUUGCUUCGACCUUGUUCGCCAUCCUUUUGGUCAUUCUCCUUACUUCCAGGGGCUCACGAAUCACUCUUAAUCACCGGGCUCCCCGCCCGAAUGGCGCCAUCUUCCAUGGACCGACGGCAUGGGCAACUGAUUGCGCUAGCCUACAAGUUCGACAAUCGUAUUCAAAGACGUCACUAUACGCCAGCCUGCCGAACGUCUCCAGCGCCCUUGACGACCUCCUUGGACUUAUUAUGCGCGACUUCGUCUCUUCUUGGCCGUCCGUAUCGCUCUCGGCAAUCUUCGAAACCCGGCUGUUGGAGCUCGACCUCGCCGAAAUAGUCACCAGCAGGCUUGUUCCCGUAAUGACAAUACACUUCAAAGAUUUCUGCGAUGCGGAACACUCGGUUCGAGGGAAGAAACUCAACCGCUCUGUUACGGAGUCUGAAGAGCUGGAUCUUGCCAUAGCGUCCAAGUAUAGAGAGGGCAAGCUACAUCCCGCAGCCUCUCUGUCUUUUCCCGAUACGAAGCUUGUGCAGCAAGACUACUUGCGGAAGACUGUUGCCCGCAUUCUUCCCAGUUUGUUGCCACCGAAUCUACUCGCCAGCCGCGCCGUGUCCAUCAUAAUCCGCGAAAUUGUGGCCUGUGCUAUCCUCUUCCCAGUGCUACAAUUACUUGCGGAACCUGAUACGUGGAAUCAAAUCAUGGAGAACUACGGGAGGUCGAUGCUCCAGGACCGCUCAACUGUGCGAAAAUUGAGGGCAGCUCUGGACCAACAUGCUUCCCCAGCACCUAAGCCGGGCAAAGCUGCGAUCAUACCCCGCCUUGCCCCUGGUGAUAGCGAACGCAAGUUCGAAAAGUUUAUCCGCGCAAUCCGGAAAGUCAAUAACCUCUCCGACGCUCGGCGCCUUCGAAGUGAAAUUGCCAGCCUUUACAAGCGGGACUCGUCACAGGAGAACCAAGACCAGGUCUAUCUUCGCCGUCUGGACAUGGGAAAACGCCUGCUUGAUCAAAAGGUACAGCUCCUUGCCGUCGGCGGAGAUCACAAAGCUGCAGCGCCUGCUGCAUCGAUGAAUAUCCCGGCACCGAGAACAUCCAAGUUGGAGAAUGCAACGCUCGUUGAUCUCUUGCGCGACUCGUCCGGGUUAUCGUACUUCAUGGAAUUCAUGGACAGGCCCCAUGUAUUGCCUCUGGUGCAGUUCUGGCUCGUAGUCGACGGCUUCCGGAACCCGUUAGAGGAAGAGGAAGCCAACGAUGAGCAGAUGCCGUCGCAGCUUCCCAUGUGGAGCGACUCUGAUCGACUUGACCUCGCUCAGAUUGAGCAGGCAUACAUGGCCAAUCCUCAACUGAACAUAUCGCAAGCUGCCAGGAGUGAGGUGCGAGCUUUCUUGAGUGCCGCAAAGCUCUACGCCGGAACAGUAUUACAAGGCUAGACGAGCCAUACUCGGGGCGCAGUCCGCUGUCUUGAGAUAAAGGCAGGGGCCGGAAUUUCCAAAUUUCAAGAAAUCAGAUCU